Molecule: messenger RNA, 1703 nt
Organism: Beta vulgaris subsp. vulgaris (sugar beet)
Lineage: Eukaryota; Viridiplantae; Streptophyta; Magnoliopsida; Caryophyllales; Amaranthaceae
Exons: 2
Coding region: 156-1454 (432 amino acids)
Source: RefSeq, a predicted model, not a curated record
CUUUCAAUACAAUUUUUUUGGUAAUGAUCUUACCACCAUAACAUUCCCUCAUUUCUUCUAUUCCUUACACACAACCCCAAACCACCUAACUCAAAAACAUUUCUCUAUCUCUUCUAUUUUUCACACCCUCAUCACUCAAAAAUCCCAGCAUCAAUAUGCAUGAUUCAGGAGCAAAACUUCCUGAAAAUCGAAUCCAUUUAUAUGAUCCUGUUGGUCUAAUAAAUGAUAGUUAUGGCAGUUUUAAACCCUCAAGUUAUACAGUCAAGCCAAGAAGACAAACUGUAUCUUAUGAUAAUUUUGUAGAAACUACAAAUAAUAAUAGUUUGGGUUUAAUAUCUUAUGAUAGUUUUACUGAUGCAAAUAGUACUGGUGGGUUAAGAUCUUAUGAUAGCUUUGAAGUUGAUAGUUUAAAUUUAAGAUCUUUUAAGGAAAACGAAACAAAUGAUGGUAGAAUUAACUCUUAUGAUAGUCUUAAUACUACAAUAGAUGACAGAAAUGAUGGAGGUCUUAGGUUCAUCGUAGUUGACACAGUUGUGGAAGAUGAUCAAUCUGAUUCUUCUACACCGCGGUUGUGGAGGCCGAGUUCUCCUACAAGUCCUAAGUCUCUGCGGUCUGCAGUGCAUCAUUCUACAAGUCCUAAGUCUGUUGUGAACUCUCCUCCUCCUCUGCACCCCACUAGUCCUAAGUCUUCAGUUAAGUCUUCUAUUUCCCAACCCACAAGUCCUAAAUCUGUUGUUAACUCUCUUCCUGCUGUGCAUCCCACAAGUCCUAAGUCUGUGAAUUUUUCUCCUCUGAAUCCAACAAGUUUGAACCAGCAUCAGUAUCAGAAUAUGUCGCCUAGUUCGAGGACUCAGGCAAUAGCCAAAGGUCGGAGGGAGUUAAUGGACAUGGUACGGGACUUGCCUGAGACAUUUUACGAGCUUUCUUUGAGAGACAUAGUUGAUCAGAAGACUGUUGAUACAGAGAUGCAGAAAGAGGUUGAUAUUCCUGAAGAAAAGAAGAUGAUCAAAGAUAAUACUAAGCUGCCUAAGGAGACAAAGAAGCAGAAGAAGAGUAGCAAGAAAGUUAAGAAGAGUGAGAGUAAAAAAAAGAUGGUGAGGAGUCGGAGUGUUGAUAAUGGCAAAUUUCUUCUAAAGACAUCAGUAUUUCCAAUAUUGGGAUCAAGGAAAAGCAAGAAAAGUUUGACUGUCGCGAGUAGCUUCAAGGUAGCUCCGAUGCCAAAAACAGAACCAACAUCGAAUGGACAUGUGAAGGUUGGUGAGAAAGACUGGUGGAGGAGAAAAUCCUGCAUCUCAAGUGAGAGCGAUAACAGCAAUGCUCUGGAUAAUCAUAGCACAAGCAGUAGCAGCAGCAGUAAUAGCAGUCGGAGUAAUAGCAGCAACGGAAGACGCAGCAAUAAAUUUCUACCGAGCUGUUGCUUAUUCAAUGGAAGAAGAAUUGGAGGCAAGAAAUAGACCGGAAGAAAGCUGCGUCCUACAAACUUGAAGGCAAUAGCUAUAUUGUUUUUGUAAGUAUUAUCCGUCAAUAAGAAACCUAUAGUAGAAGAUACCAGAUUUUGACAGCAAAGUUUGCUGUAAAGGAUGUGUACAUUCUAAACAUACUGGAGUUGGUUUGACAACUGUGUUUCGCUUUUAUUAUAGUGGAUUCUCUGCAAAGAGGCAAGCUUUCUUAUUCAGAAUCCUAGAGUAACUCAUUGGCUCUUU